CACCGUUUCGUUCGGUGGUGUCUUGCCUACUUUACCUCAAGAUUGUGGCAUUUUGGGCGGAUUUAAGCAGUCUUUCAAGUCAUAUCGGACAUAAAUACCACAUUUACUGUCUUCAGUUGGUGAGGCAGUCAAAUUGUUGGGGGCAGUAGGAAACGUUGGAUGGGAUUAUCUUGGUGUGAUCUAUUGGGAACAUGGAUCUACCGUUGCCCUCCAGUUGUGCUGACACCCCCCCAGUUGUUCCGAGAGUGAUGAAGGAAGAAGACCUCAGUGAUGAGGAACAUGGUUACAUGAUCCCAUUUCAAGAUGAUUACUGUACAGAGUCCAACAUUGCUUACAGUGAAACUCAACAGACAACAGCAGAGAAACAGGGUUACAUGAUUUCAUUUCAAGAUGAAGAAAAUGCAGAGCUUCCCUGUAAAACUGAAACAGAUUAUCUAGGAAGUGUAUCUGGACACCCAGACAUCACACAGCAGAAUGGACAGAAUGGACAGAAUGAUGAACUCAACCUGCGACGCAAACGAAGGCUGCACCACCAGUGUGCCCCGUGUGGAAAAGCUUCGUCACGAUUUUCAAACCUUAAAAAAAGAAGGAGAUACACUCCCCGGCAAGCGCUGGACCUGCUGUGGAACAUUGAUGAGAUGGAAUCGGAGGGCGAACCAUGUGAGGUGUCGGAUGGCGAUGAUGAGAGAGAGGACGAAGGUGAAUUCAAUCUGAAUCUUGAAUCUGAUUCAGAUUCAGAGUCAGACUCUGAAAUUGAUUAUGGGGGCUCAUUUCAAGAGACAGCCAGAGACGGUACGGUGUGGGCUGAACAAACUGCAGGCAGCAUUCGGGGCAGAGCGCGAGAAUGCAAUAUAAUGACAGAAACCCCAGGGCCCACAGAUUAUGCCAAGGACAAUGUCAGAAGUCCACUGAGCAGUUUGCUGUGUUUGAUUGACACAGAAAUGUGGGAAACGAUUCGAAAAUACACUCAGGCUGAGGCUGAUCGAAAUAAUGCUGAUCAAUUCACACUAACAGCUGAUGAACUGAAAGCAUUCGUGGGUCUCAUUUAUCUGAGAGGCAUUACGGGCGGUAAACGCAUGAAUUUGGAUGACUAUUGGUCGGCUGACUUGGGAAAUGCUAUUUUCAAAGAGACGAUGUCUCGACAGAAAUUUAGAGACAUCAUGCGUUAUCUGCGUUUUGACGACAAGAACACAAGGUCUGCCCGCCUCGUAGCAGAUAAAUUUGCCAUGAUAUCAGAGAUAUUCGAUAAAUUUGUAAGAAACAGCAUCGCUUCUUACACUCCCGGUGAAAAUAUAACGGUUGAUGAGCAGCUAUUCCCGACCAAGGCGCGUUGUCGUUUCACGCAAUACAUGGCCAAUAAACCAGACAAAUUUGGCAUCAAAUUCUGGGUGGCUGCUGAUUCUCAAACAAAAUAUAUGUUGAACGCAUUUCCCUAUCUAGGGAAAGACGAAAGUAGGCCGGCUGGUGAAGGGUUAUCCGAAAAUGUCGUGAUGCGCCUGAUGGAGCCUUUCCUAGGGAAAGGAAGAAAUGUCACAACAGACCAUUUCUUCACCUCGCUUGCACUGGCUAAAAAUCUCCUUGUGCACGAAACAACUAUCCUCGGCACAAUGAAGAAAAUCAGACGAGAGAUGCCCCCAUGCACACAGGCACAGUCUGAAAGAUAUUCCACCAAGGUGCUGAAGGCUGGAAACGCGACACUCACAAUAUACCAGGCAAAGCCAAAGAAAAAUGUAUGCAUCCUCAGCACAAUGCAUCCGACAGUUUCGAUUGAUAAUGGCGCAAAGAAACGGCCAAAUACUAUUUCCCAUUACAACAGCACAAAAGUUGGUGUUGAUGUUAUGGAUCAGAUGGCACGAUUGUACUCGGUAAAAGGAGGGACCCGUCGUUGGCCUGUCGCCGUUUUUUACAACCUUCUAGACCUGGCUGCAAUUAAUGCACACAUUCUAUAUAAGCAGUGCAUGAACGUUUCCAUAAUCAGAAGGAAAUUUAUUCUUGAGUUGGUGAAGGAGCUGUGUGCUAAUCAGAAAAUGGCGAAGGCAGCGGGGGCUGCAUCGCGUAAGCGACUUUUGCCUGAAACUCCUUCCCCGCCUGCGAAAAGGAGACAGUGUCAGGUUGGCAGAUGCUGGAACAAAACUUUUGAGAUCUGCCAGACAUGCAAGCGACAUGUCUGUGGCAAAUGCACAAAGACUGCACCAAGGCUGUGUUUUGAAUGUUGUUGAAUGCGGUCGCAGUGGGGGG
Messenger RNA from Sardina pilchardus (European sardine), 2238 nucleotides. RefSeq names its product zinc finger protein 239-like. Gene Ontology annotation, cellular component: nucleus. Gene Ontology annotation, molecular function: DNA-binding transcription factor activity, RNA polymerase II-specific; RNA polymerase II cis-regulatory region sequence-specific DNA binding. Gene Ontology annotation, biological process: regulation of transcription by RNA polymerase II. The coding region runs from base 192 to 2219 and encodes 675 amino acids. The transcript is spliced from 3 exons. The record is from RefSeq and is a predicted model, not a curated record. NCBI's taxonomy places the organism in Eukaryota, Metazoa, Chordata, Actinopteri, Clupeiformes, Clupeidae.